Osmia bicornis bicornis is the source of this 609-nucleotide messenger RNA. Its product is annotated as zinc finger CCCH domain-containing protein 4-like. The transcript has 4 exons. The coding region runs from base 229 to 609 and encodes 126 amino acids. The record is from RefSeq and is a predicted model, not a curated record. NCBI's taxonomy places the organism in Eukaryota, Metazoa, Arthropoda, Insecta, Hymenoptera, Megachilidae.
CAUACACAUAACAUAUUUUUUACACAUGUCAUAUUUCACAUUUUCAUCACAGGCUCAAAUAAAAAAGUUAAAAAAUUGCCUUUUCUAGAUGCAUGUCCACAAGACAGAGAAAACAGUGAAGAACCUUAGACGGAGCCGCUGUUGCAGCUGCAACAGCAAGUGCAGCAAUUACACCUUCAAACCGACCAAGAUCCGCUGUUGCAAAUAUUGCAAGUGCAGCAGCAGCAAAUGCUGCAAAAUAUCCAGCAGCAGCAGCAGGAACAGCAGCAAUAUGAUCAGUACAUCCCGCACCCUGUACAACUUUCGGAGCAGCAACCGCCGCGCGCUCAAGCGGCAGGAUAUACACCGCACCCAGUACCACACCCGCAGCCGUAUCAGCCGCACAUAUCGCAGCUGAAUGAGCUGUACGAGCCUAAGGAGCAGAACUCGUACAGAGCGAAACAGGCGCUAAUUCGCGAGUAUAGGAGGAAAAUGAAAAAGCUGCGGCGGGAAACAGCGCCAUGGCCCAGCCGCGGCCGCGGGAAUGGGAAUGGAGGCGAUCGCGGGAAUGGAAAUGGAGGCGGUCGUGGUCGCGGCUGUAGUGGCCGCAAUAUAGCUUUUUAUUUUUAA